AUGUCGAGCAAUAUCGGCAGAGUCAAGGUGAGGCUGCAACUGCUGGGAUGCCAUACACUCACACUGCGGAGCCGCUGCCUCUUUGACACAGCCGAAUUCCAGCUCGCAGUCUCCAAUCCGCGGAUGGUGGCUCUGACAUCACCCAAGGCUUUCGCGCCAGAGGUGAUCAUGAGAGCAGCCAAAGUCGGUGCGCAGAGGCAAGCAGAGGCGCUUCGACCUGUGGCGACGUCCGGCCAUGAGCACUGCUGGCACGACAGGGGUGCCGAUUCACGCGUCUGUUUGUUCAAGUCUUGGGCUGUGUGCGACUUCAUCUACUGCAGGAGGUGGGCGCAGCAAGCGUCUGGAACCAAGCUGCUGCCAGAGAGAUGUCAAGAUGCGCUGGCUGUUCAUGGCGUCAGGGCCAACACAAGACAGAUCAGUAAAGAAAUGGUAAACGUCAAACAUCAGCAGGCAAAUGCUGCGGACCAAGAGAAUCCCACGGAAGGGCUCGAGCUUGGAGGAAAGAAGGCCUGCAUCCUUGCAUCACGCGACGCCGCGGUGUGCAGCUGCUUUUGCGUCCAUGUCUCCAUGUUUUCACUGCUCCAGGUGAGCAUGGCCAAGCGCGUGAUUCACGAGCUGAUGCCCAAAUUCACAGAGAAGGCACGGUGGGCGGUGCAUGGCGUCAUCGAUUUGGUGGAGGACAGGUGCUUCAAGUUUGAGAAGCAGUCCAAGGGACUCGAUGAACAACUCCUACAGGCUACCCGAGAGCAUGAGCACGACUUCAUCAUUGCAAUGCUCAGAAGGGCCGUGUCGUUUGUCAUGCUGGACGUCUUCCUGGAAAAGCUGGAAGUGGAGAAUCCCGACUUGCUGUAUGUCCAGUAUCCUGCUCUGGUCGAGGUCUUCGAGACCAUUCAAGAAGAUUCCGUGGACCAUGACGAGCUGGAUGAUAUUCCCAGGAUCCUGAAGCGUCGUAUUGAUGACGGAGGCGAGGCUUCUGCUGGUGCAGACUUGGGUCAUGCCGGCCUCUCGGACGCGGCAAAAGACUCAGCGGGACCUUCCGUUGACGUUAAGGCGCUUGUGCCACGCGAUCCGGACGGUGUGGAAGACGAGCAGGCUGGGAUGGCCUUUGGUUGUGGUCUGGUACUCAGAGACGUGACCUGGAUGCAAGGCUCCCAAUGCAUCGUGAACAGCCCAAACGGGAAGAUGAACCUCACCUUCUUGACCGAGAAGGCAACUUUCUUCUGUCCCUUCAGCUACCAGCAAGCCAUUUCGGGCGCAGGGAGCUCGGGCUCCGUCAUGAAGCUGAAGAGCUUCUUCGAAGAGGCGCAGGUGCCGGAGGUGGACCCCCUGAUGCUGGUCUCCGUCUUGCUCUACCACCCGCAGGCCUUGAUGCGGCUGGACGCGUUCAAGCUGGGCUGCCGAAUCUUACGUGAUCCGAACGAGGUUCUACAGAAGGCAUACAAGACGCACACCAGCGACGAAAUGCAUUUGCAGAAGGCUGUUGGCUUUCAGUUCUGCGUCUUCGAGGACCUAUACAAGCGCGACACGUACACCGAAAACCACAUCGACAUGAUGGCAGCGAUGCUGAAGCUCAUCCAGCAGCUGUGCCAUGGCCAUCUCCAAGCACUUCAAGAGUUCCUCGGAGCCGAUUACACAGUGGAGGAGUUGGACAUUUUCUCAGCAAAGACUCUUCCUGGUGGAGAAGACGACGAUGACCACAAGGUACAAGGUCGACGGCAUGAACAAGAGCUGGAGAAGAAGAAUGAGCAGCCGACGAACAUUGUGCAAUGGAUAUCGCGAAUGAUCCACAUGAUUCUGGAGAGCAUGCAGGAGGCCACCAUGAAUGGUCGGGAGAAGCAGUACGUGCUGGUGCAGCAGCUCUUUGAUACAGCUGCAGAGCUGAUUCAAGGACCGAACCAGGAGAACCAGGCCACCUUGAUGGAGAAUGGCAUCUGUUCUGACAUCAACAUGCUAUGGCGGAUCCUCAGAGCGGACGAGGGCACCUUUCGUGGCCUGAUCCAGGACAAUGAAGAGCUCUUUGAUGCGUGGAUGGACCUGUUGAGGGUGAUGCGGGCAGCGGAAAUUGCUGCAUUGAAGUUCGCCAUGUCGUUGCUGGAGGAGCUCGAGCUCUCCGAGGAUGACAAUGACUUCGCAAAGCAGCAAGAGCAGGCUGGACACAGCCAGUGGGAGCACGUAAGGCUCUUGGGCCUCAGUGGUCGCGACUGCCUCUUGUUGGUUCCAGAAAUCCAACUCUGGCGUCUGCCUGACACUCAAGUGACUCAAGAGCUUUGCAUCGCAACAGCUGCUGCGUGCCAUCACAGUCACAACGAGCCCGUCUGGGCGGAAUGUCCAGCCUUUUUCGCUGCAGAGGCCAUUCGAUUCUGGCCCUGGCCGGGUGGAGAUACAACUUUUCACAGGCUGGCUGAGCGAUUCGCCAACCACCUCUGCCAGAGGCCAGUCAUUGCACGUGCUCACCCGCGUUUGCAGAGAUUCCGCAUCGGAUCAUGCAAUCAUCUUGUGUUCGAUGUGGGUCUCGCAAGGUCAAGCCACGAAGUUGGCGACGAUGUGAAAGCUGCUGCGACACCUUCCGAGCUUUCCCUUGCAGCAAUCCGUGCGCAGAAGGCAACCGAACUGCAACUACCCUGUGAAUCCCUGUAA
Molecule: messenger RNA, 2637 nt
Organism: Symbiodinium natans
Lineage: Eukaryota; Dinophyceae; Suessiales; Symbiodiniaceae
Source: the annotation of a GenBank genome assembly